Messenger RNA from Chenopodium quinoa (quinoa), 733 nucleotides. Its product is annotated as 39S ribosomal protein L41-A, mitochondrial-like. The coding region runs from base 175 to 453 and encodes 92 amino acids. Gene Ontology annotation, molecular function: structural constituent of ribosome. Gene Ontology annotation, cellular component: mitochondrial large ribosomal subunit. NCBI's taxonomy places the organism in Eukaryota, Viridiplantae, Streptophyta, Magnoliopsida, Caryophyllales, Amaranthaceae. The transcript is spliced from 4 exons. Gene Ontology annotation, biological process: translation. The record is from RefSeq and is a predicted model, not a curated record.
UCAGACCCAAUUAUAACUGGGGGGUACUUUACGGAAAUGGGGCUCCAACAAUCCAACCCAUACAAUUGCGAAGAAAAAAAAAACAAGGAUGAACUAUUGAACAUAGCCCUGCCUCCUCCUUCCCUCUCUAUCUGAGUUCUCCAUUGAAGCGCACUCAACAUCGAAAACAAAAGGAUGCCUCUGGGAUUGUUACUUGGGCUUGGAAGGUCUAUGCGCAGGAAGCGUACAUCAUCACUUGAUAUCCUUUCUUCAAAGAGGGCGCCAAGGAAUUACUAUAAGGGAAAGAAUUGCAAGCCCACUGGAUUUCACACCCGCAAAGGUGGCUAUGUUGUGGUGCAAGAAAAGCUGCCCAACUACGUAGUUCCUGAUCUUACUGAUUUCAAGCUGAAGCCAUAUGUUUCUCAGUGCCCACUGAACGCCAAGACAACUGCUAAUACUGAUGUAUCAACAUAGAUUGGCAACACUAGAAUGAUCUAAACCUUCAAGUUGUUAAGCUGCUUCGCAAUCAAGAGUUACUGGAUAUAAUUUUCAGGCAAAGACGUCAAUGAAGCUGGAUGUAGAAUUGACUGUCUUGUUUGUUUAGCCAUCAUUCUUGGUUUAGAAAAACACAAAUUGUAUGAAAACUGAUGGUCUAAAGAGUUCCUGGUUUGGUAUUAGAGUGAAAACAUUUCAAAGUUUAUUAUCUAAUUUUUUAGGAUGUGUGCAAUAAGGUAUUCCAUCCAUUUAGAAUCAA